AUGGCUCCAAAAGCAGAAAAAAAACCAGCUUCAAAAGCUCCAGCUGAAAAAAAACCAGCUGCUAAAAAAACUUCAUCAUCAUCAGAAGGUCCAAAAAAGAGAAAUAAAGCAAGAAAAGAAACUUAUUCAUCAUAUAUUUAUAAAGUUUUAAAACAAACUCAUCCAGAUACUGGUAUUUCACAAAAAGCUAUGUCAAUUAUGAAUUCAUUUGUUAAUGAUAUUUUUGAAAGAAUUGCUAAUGAAGCUUCAAAAUUAGCUGCUUAUAAUAAAAAAUCAACUAUAAGUGCAAGAGAAAUUCAAACUUCAGUAAGACUUAUUUUACCUGGUGAAUUAGCUAAACAUGCUGUUUCUGAAGGUACAAGAGCUGUUACUAAAUACUCAUCUGCUUCAAAUUAA
Messenger RNA from Lodderomyces jiufengensis, 396 nucleotides. RefSeq lists its product as uncharacterized. NCBI's taxonomy places the organism in Eukaryota, Fungi, Ascomycota, Pichiomycetes, Serinales, Debaryomycetaceae. The transcript has a single exon. The record is from RefSeq and is a predicted model, not a curated record. Bases 1 to 396 code for a protein of 131 amino acids. Gene Ontology annotation, molecular function: protein heterodimerization activity; structural constituent of chromatin; DNA binding. Gene Ontology annotation, biological process: nucleosome assembly. Gene Ontology annotation, cellular component: nucleosome.